CACACCCAUACUCUCACACCUCCCUUCCCACAUUCCCGCCUUCUCUCUCUGAUCAAUGAACGAGAGAGAGAGAAAAAGAGGGAGGGCUCUGGUCGCGCGUGUCUGUGUGUAUUUUUUUCUGUCCGCCUCUCUGCUCAACUAGUUGACAGUGUGCUAUCUCCGCGCGCACGUACACUUCUCUGGAGUCAGUGCGCGAGAGACAGCGGCAGUAACAGCAACAUCCUCUCUGAGUGUUGGCGAGACGAUAUUAUCAUGUCUGCCUCACUGCCGAACUGAAAUAUCGUCUUGUGGGACUUCUUUCCUUUCGUUUGUUACUGCAGCAUCUCUUUUUUCCCCCCACAUGCAUUCCGCCGUGUGCUGGUGUCUGGAAUGAACCGUUUUCUCUCCAGCGCUGUUUCCAUGCCAGCAUGGGAACUGCCGUGUCCAAAAGGAAGAAUCUGAAAAACGAUGCAAUUUCGUCCGUGGCGGCAAAAGUUAGAGCAGCCAAAGCCUUUGGAGACUACCUGUCCCACACACAUCCUGAGAACUGCAACGGAUCAGAUCACUUGCUCUCUGACACCCUCAUCGGCCCAGACACAGACUCUCCAGACCGGGUUAGCAUUCAGAACAACAACCUCCCCACCUACCCUCUGCGGGGCCCCUCCGGCACACCUGAGCCCAGCCUGAUCAGCACCCCCCUGGGCAUCCUCCAGCCACCUCCCCCGCCAGCCUCCGGCAAGUCCCAGCUGUCCCUGGAGCGCAGCUUCUCGGCAGAGGAGGACCAGCAGAAGUGCGUGCAGUGCGCCCUGCAGCCCGCUCGCGUCUACACCAUCACCGGAGAGAGCGGCAUGCUGGGCAGCGGCCGCGGGAGCAAGGAGAGCCUGGAGCUGGAGGUCCUCAAGGGGGCCCGGGAGGCGACGGGGCCACAGACCGGGGGCCACCACUCCCACAGCCUGGCCCAGCCCUCCACGUCCCCCUCCAGUUCCUCCACCUCCUCAUCCCCCACCCAGUACCACCAUCGCCACGGGGGCGCCCACCACCACGGCAACUCUCACCACGGCAACCAAUCCGCCUCUUCCUCCUCCUCCACGCACGCCAGUGGAACGGGCAACAACGGAGGGGGCGAGGGCACGAGCUCCGGCCACCACCGCCGGCACCACCACCACCAGCUGGCCCAGCCGCCGCUGUCGAGCUCGGUCAGCGCCCACAACAUCCGCGGCUGGGGCGAGGGCAAGGAGAGCUGCAAGGGGAGCUGCGGCGUCCUGGCCUGCGAGUCGUGUGGCGGGGUGCCCUCACGCAGCCAGGGCUCCCUGGACCUGGAGAGCAGUGGCCGCGAGGCAGGCAAGCAGCACCGCCGCCUAGAGCGGAUGCAUAGUGUGGACCGGAUGACUGGGCUGGAGAGAGAAGACAACAACUGGCUCCCAAAAGAGAGCAUGUUCAGUUUUGGGACGGCCACAACGACCAUGCAAGCGAUAACAAACUUCCGGAAGCAUUUGAGAAUGGUGGGCAGCAGAAGAAUGAAAGCACAGACGUUUGCGGAACGCAGAGCGAAGAGCUUCAACCGCUCCUGGAGCGACCCCACUCCUGUCAAGACUGACACUUCAAACGAGUCAAGAGAUAGUGGGGAACUGCAGGCGUCGUGUGGCCCGCCGGAUGAGGCUGCGUGUGAGGACAUGGACUGGGAAGAGGAGAGGGAGAUGGAACGGCUCGCCUGUGAAGGAGAUGACUUCAUCCCUCCCAAAGUCAUGCUCAUCUCUUCUAAAGUGCCCAAGGCCGAGUAUGUCCCCAACAUCAUUCGCAGAAAUGAUGCAUCAAUCAUUCCUAUCCUCUAUGAUCAUGAGCAUGCUACUUUUGAUGAUAUUCUGGAGGAGAUAGAUAAGAGGCUGACGGCCUACAGGAGAGGCAGUAAAAUUUGGCAGAUGCUCAUCUUUUGUCAGGGAGGUCCAGGACAUCUGUAUUUGCUGAAGAAUAAAGUGGCCACAUUUGCCAAGGUGGAGAAAGAGGAAGACAUGAGCCAGUUCUGGAAGAGACUGAGUCGCUUCAUGAGCAAGCUCAACCCUGAGCCCAACCUGAUCCACAUCAUGGGCUGUUAUGUGUCUGGCAACCCCAAUGGAGAAAAGCUGUUCCAGAAACUGAAGAACCUGAUGAGGCCCUGUUCUGUAACCUUUGAAUCUCCUCUGGAGCUCUCCUCACAGGGCAAAGCGAUGAUCGAGAUGUACUUUGACUUCCGUCUAUUCCGCUUGUGGAAGACGCGCCAGCACUCCAAACUCCUGGAGUUUGAGGAACUCAUGUGACGUGGCGUUCCGGCGGGUACGUCUUACCAUGAGACAGGAAGUCCUGCGGUCCAGCUCAUCUCACCGGCUUCCAUUGAGGACUGGCUGAUCAGAGACAAUGGGGGACCAGGACCGAGGGGCCCGGACACAGCAGCCUCUGUUGUGGUCACAGCCUGUGUCUGAAUGUGGGUGUGUGUGUGUGUGUGUGUGUGUGUGUGUGUGUGACUCUCCCCCAUGAUGUAUUUACCCUCUCCACUCAACACGCUCUCCCUCCCUCCAUCAGACACCCUCCAUCAGACACUCACCAAUGAACUCUAAUGCAAGGUGUCUAACUUAUUGCUUCACCUGGAGGAAACUGCAAUGACAAAAACCUGGGGGAGUAAGAGUGAGGAGGGGGGUGGAAGAGAGAGAGAGAGAGAGAAAGAGAGAGAGAUGACAAACAAAAACAAACAAGGCAGAUCAUAUAUUAGUUGCUCAUACCCUGUGCAUUGGGGACUCAAGGGACCUCCCUGCUUUGUGUGGGAAGACAACUAACGAAAACAAGACUGUUGUAUUUCUGUCAUGUAUCUGUGACACAAUACCAGCCAUCAAAGACACUCUGCGCUCAUAUCAAGACUGACAGAGAAUAACACACCCAACAUACUCCACCCUUGAAUAAACAAACUCAUAAUUAUAACUAUACACGCUUCAUGAAUAUACAGUAUAGCUAUAGUCAUAUAAAUACUCUGUGUGUCAGAAAAAAUAUGAUAAUUUAUUUUUGAUGUGUAUUGUUGUGGUCUUUCUAAUGAACUACUUUGAAUAUCUCAGGUUUUAGCCAUUAAAAGGAUCAAGUGUU
Clupea harengus (Atlantic herring) is the source of this 3087-nucleotide messenger RNA. It is a transcript of the gene nsmfa, whose product is annotated as NMDA receptor synaptonuclear signaling and neuronal migration factor. Bases 408 to 2273 code for a protein of 621 amino acids. The transcript is spliced from 15 exons. NCBI's taxonomy places the organism in Eukaryota, Metazoa, Chordata, Actinopteri, Clupeiformes, Clupeidae. Gene Ontology annotation, biological process: regulation of neuronal synaptic plasticity; regulation of neuron migration. The record is from RefSeq and is a predicted model, not a curated record.